This is a messenger RNA of Pseudopipra pipra, 2924 nucleotides long. RefSeq names its product heat shock protein 90 beta family member 1 (gene HSP90B1). The transcript has 18 exons. Lineage: Eukaryota; Metazoa; Chordata; Aves; Passeriformes; Pipridae. Gene Ontology annotation, cellular component: endoplasmic reticulum; perinuclear region of cytoplasm. Gene Ontology annotation, molecular function: ATP binding; ATP-dependent protein folding chaperone; ATP hydrolysis activity. Gene Ontology annotation, biological process: protein folding. The record is from RefSeq and is a predicted model, not a curated record. Bases 16 to 2694 code for a protein of 892 amino acids.
CGCCCCGCCCGGCCAAUGGGCGCCGGCCACGCUCCGACCGCAGGAAACCGCACAUGGAAAGCCGCGAUUGGUGGCGGCGACCGCAGGCCCCGCCUUUCCAGGCUCCCCAUUGGCUGUAUAUUUGGCGUGGUGCGCAGCCAUUGGUGGGCGCAGCGCGGCGCCCCCCGCCCGGGGGUUGAUAAGGCGAAGGGGGAGGGCCGCGGCCGCUCCAGCGCCAUCGGCGGCGGCAGCAGCGCGGGUCGGGCUCGGAGCGGUGCCGGGAGCUCUUCGCUCGUCACCGCGGCCUCUUCGCUUGUCACCGCGGCCGCCAUGAGGUCCGUGUGGGGGCUCGCUCUGGCGUGCGCGCUGCUCCUGGCCGUGUCGGUCAGAGCCGAGGAGGUGGAUGUAGAUGGGACUGUGGAAGAUGACUUGGGCAAAAGCAGAGAAGGGUCUCGAACUGAUGAUGAAGUUGUGCAGAGAGAGGAAGAAGCUAUCCAAUUAGACGGCCUAAAUGCAUCCCAGAUCAAAGAAAUCAGAGAAAAAUCUGAGAAGUUUGCAUUUCAAGCAGAAGUGAACAGAAUGAUGAAGCUAAUUAUCAAUUCUUUAUAUAAAAAUAAAGAGAUUUUCCUGAGGGAGCUUAUUUCAAAUGCUUCGGAUGCCUUAGAUAAGAUACGGUUGAUAUCAUUAACUGAUGAAAAUGCUCUGGCUGGUAAUGAGGAACUUACAGUCAAAAUCAAGUGUGAUAAAGAGAAGAACAUGCUUCAUGUUACAGAUACGGGUAUUGGCAUGACAAAGGAGGAAUUAGUUAAAAACCUGGGUACCAUUGCAAAGUCUGGUACAAGUGAAUUCUUAAACAAGAUGACUGAAAUGCAGGAUGAUAGCCAGUCAACAUCCGAGUUAAUUGGCCAGUUUGGUGUUGGCUUUUAUUCUGCUUUCUUAGUAGCAGACAGAGUUAUUGUCACAUCAAAACACAACAAUGACACUCAACAUAUUUGGGAGUCAGAUUCAAAUGAAUUCUCUGUGAUUGAUGACCCCAGAGGGAACACUUUGGGACGUGGCACAACCAUAACCCUUGUCUUGAAGGAGGAAGCAUCUGAUUAUCUUGAGCUGGAUACUGUGAAAAAUCUUGUAAAGAAAUACUCUCAGUUCAUAAACUUCCCCAUCUACGUGUGGAGCAGCAAGACAGAGACGGUUGAAGAACCCAUUGAAGAGGAGGAAGCAAAGGAGAAAGAAGAAACAGAUGAUGAUGAAGCUGCAGUUGAAGAAGAGGAGGAAGAAAAGAAACCAAAAACUAAGAAGGUUGAAAAGACUGUCUGGGAUUGGGAGCUAAUGAAUGACAUAAAACCAAUCUGGCAGAGACCAUCUAAAGAAGUUGAAGAAGAUGAAUACAAAGCUUUUUACAAAACCUUUUCCAAGGAACAUGAUGACCCGAUGGCAUACAUCCACUUCACUGCUGAAGGGGAAGUAACUUUCAAAUCCAUCUUGUUUGUACCUAAUUCUGCUCCACGUGGACUGUUUGAUGAAUAUGGAUCCAAAAAAAGUGAUUUCAUUAAGCUGUAUGUUCGAAGAGUCUUCAUCACUGAUGACUUCCAUGACAUGAUGCCCAAAUAUCUUAACUUUGUUAAGGGUGUUGUGGAUUCUGAUGAUCUUCCUUUGAAUGUAUCCCGUGAAACACUUCAGCAGCAUAAAUUGUUAAAGGUGAUCAGAAAGAAACUUGUUCGCAAAACUCUCGAUAUGAUCAAGAAAAUUGCAGAGGAAAAAUACAAUGACACAUUCUGGAAAGAGUUUGGUACUAAUGUGAAGCUUGGUGUUAUUGAGGAUCACUCCAAUCGUACACGACUGGCUAAACUUCUUCGCUUCCAGUCCUCUCAUCAUGAGAGUAACCUCACAAGCCUUGAUCAGUAUGUGGAAAGAAUGAAAGAGAAACAAGAUAAAAUCUACUUCAUGGCAGGGGCCAGCAGAAAGGAGGCUGAGUCCUCACCAUUUGUUGAACGUCUGCUGAAAAAGGGCUAUGAAGUGAUCUAUCUGACUGAACCUGUAGAUGAGUACUGUAUUCAGGCUUUGCCAGAGUUUGAUGGCAAGAGGUUUCAGAAUGUAGCAAAAGAAGGAGUUAAGUUUGAAGAAAGUGAAAAGUCUAAGGAGAGUCGGGAAGCCUUGGAAAAGGAAUUCGAACCACUUCUAAACUGGAUGAAAGACAAAGCUCUAAAAGACAAGAUUGAAAAAGCUGUGCUGUCUCAGCGUUUAACCCAGUCUCCAUGUGCUCUUGUGGCUAGUCAGUAUGGAUGGUCUGGUAACAUGGAAAGAAUCAUGAAGGCUCAAGCUUACCAAACUGGGAAGGAUAUAUCCACAAAUUACUAUGCUAGCCAAAAGAAGACAUUUGAAAUUAACCCCAGACAUCCACUGAUCAAGGACAUGCUCAGGCGAGUCAAGGAAAAUGAAGAUGACAAAACUGUUUCAGAUCUUGCAGUGGUAUUGUUUGAAACUGCAACUUUGAGAUCAGGAUAUAUGUUGCCAGACACUAAGGAAUAUGGAGACCGAAUAGAAAGAAUGCUUCGUUUGAGUUUAAAUAUUGACCUGGAUGCAAAGGUGGAAGAGGAACCUGAAGAGCCUGAAGAUGCAGCUGAGGACGCAGAGCAAGAUGAAGAGGAAGUGGAUGCCGAUGCUGAAGACAGUGAAACACAGAAGGAAUCCACAGAUGUGAAAGAUGAACUGUAAACUACACUCAACUACUGUCCUGCAUUGGGGGGUUAAGAGGGAAUGUGAAUUAGAUUGUUUUGGUUUUUUCCACUGUAAAAUGUUGAGGGAUGGUAUGGGGUUUAAGGGUAAAGGAGGGUUUUUUUAAGUUCACUUUUCUAAAAACAUUCCUCAUGAAUGUAAAUUUGUAUUAUUUAACUGACUUGGUGUAAAAUCUUGUCAUGUACAAAAUAAAAUGUUCCCAAACACCA